Messenger RNA from Aspergillus wentii DTO 134E9, 1242 nucleotides. RefSeq names its product protein gprC (gene gprC). The record is from RefSeq and is a predicted model, not a curated record. NCBI's taxonomy places the organism in Eukaryota, Fungi, Ascomycota, Eurotiomycetes, Eurotiales, Aspergillaceae. Gene Ontology annotation, molecular function: G protein-coupled receptor activity. The transcript is spliced from 2 exons. Bases 1 to 1242 code for a protein of 413 amino acids. Gene Ontology annotation, cellular component: plasma membrane. Gene Ontology annotation, biological process: adenylate cyclase-activating G protein-coupled receptor signaling pathway.
AUGGAUAUCGACCCUCUACCGGCUGAUCAACACCGAGGAUUGGUAGCUAUAGCGGUCUUCGCGCUGAUAUCCCUCAUCGCGACCUUGGCUCUCAUUUCGUUCAUUACAUACCGAUUGAUAUUCUGGCGUUCCAACUAUGCGAGAUACAUCGGUUACAACCAAUACAUUAUUCUUAUCUAUAAUCUUGUGUUGGCCGACUUGCAGCAAUCGCUCGCCUUCUUGAUUUGUUUCAAAUGGAUCACAGAGGACAAGAUCACAGCUGACUCAGCGGGAUGCUUCCUCGAAGGAUUAUGGCUGCAGAUAGGAGAUCCUGCCAGUGGUCUGUUUGUGCUCGCCAUCGCCAUCCAUACGUUCCUUCUGGUAGCUUUGGGACACAAGAUGAGCCAUAGGUCUUUCGUCAUUGCGGUUGUUGGCCUGUGGGUCUUCAUCGUCGUUCUGGUCAUCAUUCCGCUGGCUUCUCACGGGCGAUACGUUUUUGUUCCUUCGGGAGCUUGGUGCUGGAUUAGCGAGGAGUAUGAAGCCGUCCGGUUAUGGACACACUAUAUCUGGAUUUUCCUUGCGGAAUUCGGCACUGUUUCUCUUUACGCCAUUAUGUGGUUUCAAUUGCGUCGAAGAAUCGCCCAAUCAGCCAUUCUUGGAAGCAGCCACACGGAGAGUCUCCGUCGCCUUCGCCGUGUCAUCGGAUACAUGGUUAUCUACCCUAUUGCUUACAUUAUUCUCUCGCUUCCCCUUGCCGCUGGACGUAUGGCUACAGCUCAAGGUAAAAGCCCAAGUAUGGUUUACUUCUGUGUUGCCGGUGCCGUCAUCACUAGCUCUGGCUGGGUCGAUGUGCUUCUUUAUACCCUCACACGUCGCAACUUGAUCAUCGAAUCCGAGCCAAGCAAUGACCGCAGCUACAACAAAUUUGCAAGCAGCAAGGGCCGCAAGACGGACAAUCACCUUACCACCAUCACCGCCGACCCGAAGCUCACUCGGACCGAUAUCAGCGCUCUGCGCACCCAUAGAGGUCGCGACGACGAGGACGAUAUUAUCGACCAAACUAUGCGCGAUGGCUCCACGGACAACAUCGUGCAGAAUGGUGUCGAGAUGACGCCUAUCGGAAAGGUGUAUCAGCACACUACGAUUGAAAUUACAUCCGAACCAGCAUAUCCGGACGCGGGUGAAGGAAGCGACCGAUCCAGCAAAGGUUCCAUGAGCCAUCCCAAAAGUCCCGACCCAUCUUCUAGGAUGUGGGGGAGAUAG